Molecule: messenger RNA, 2377 nt
Organism: Spathaspora passalidarum NRRL Y-27907
Lineage: Eukaryota; Fungi; Ascomycota; Pichiomycetes; Serinales; Debaryomycetaceae
Gene: MET3
Product: sulfate adenylyltransferase
Exons: 1
Coding region: 717-2282 (521 amino acids)
Biological process (GO): sulfur amino acid metabolic process
Cellular component (GO): cytoplasm
Molecular function (GO): sulfate adenylyltransferase (ATP) activity
Source: RefSeq, a predicted model, not a curated record
GUAGGGAGAUGUUUCUAAAUUUGGUAAUUAUUCCUCCAUAGAAAAAUUUGACGUGGGUAAGUUUCUUAUUAGCUUCAUAUACUUAAGGUUGCUAUUUCCUCUACUAAAGCAAGAAAGCAGAUGAGCUGUUCUACUAGAAACUACGUAAUACAUAUACAUUUCACGUGAAGUCAGAGCAAAUCAUUGCUAGCUAGUUAUUCCGGACUAAGCAGCAUUUACUUACAAGUAUGGGAUUCUUCUUCCUCGCUAUUGAGAACUACUUUAGUCGUACACAAGAGUAUCACCAUAGAAUUAUAAAUGACGACAACAUUGUUUUAGUACUCCACUGUGGCUAUGUUGCCAAGAAAGCUUAAAUUUGAAUCUUUGAUUCCCUCAGUUUUCCACAGUUACCUUGGCAAUAUACUUAGCUGCAAGAUCAAGCACAGAUAAGUUGCACCGUAUUUAUAUUUGCUAAUAAAGAUAUUUGAGCACGUUCCGGACCUAACCCACCGUCGGUGCCAUGUGUGUGUCCCCUUGCGGCGCAUUACCUAAUCAGUUAAUUUCCCCAACAGAUUUCAAUAACAAUACUCCGAUUAACACAAAAACGUUUUCCGUUAGGUCACGUGCGAUUGUGAUAUAAAAUUUUUCAAUUACUUAUAUAUCAGUUUCUUUUUUUGCAUCUUUGUUGAUAAUUAUUAGUUUCUUCUUCUUUCUUAUUGGUAAGAUCAAAUUUCAACAUGCCUAUCCCUACUCCACACGGUGGUCAACUUAACGACCUUAUCAUUCGUGAUGCUCACAUUAAACAAAACUUGUUGCAAGAAUCUGCAACCUUACCAUCAAUCACAUUGACUGCAAGACAGUUAUGUGAUUUGGAGUUGAUCCUUAACGGGGGGUUCUCUCCAUUAGCUGGUUUCCUCAACGAAGAUGAUUACACUAGUGUUGUUAAUGAUUUGCGUUUGUCCAGUGUCAAAGGUGCUAACGGUAAGGGUCUUCUUUGGCCAAUUCCAAUCACUUUGGAUGUUAAUGAACAAACUGCUUCCAGUUACGCUAAUGGCUCCAGAAUCGUGUUGAGAGAUUUACGUGAUGAAACCCCAUUAGCUAUUUUAACUGUGGAAUCUAUCUAUAAACCAAACAAAGCUGUUGAAGCUGAAAAGGUUUUCAGAGGUGACCCAGAACAUCCUGCUGUUAAGUAUUUAAUCGAAACUGCUGGUGAUUACUAUAUUGGUGGUAGCUUACAAGGUAUCAACUAUCCAAGACAUUACGACUACGUUGAAUCCAGAAAGACCCCAACUGAAUUAAGAGCUGAAUUCGAACAAUCCGGCUGGAGUCAACAAAACAUUGUUGCUUUCCAAACCAGAAACCCAAUGCACCGUGCUCACAGAGAAUUAACUAUCCGUGCUGCUCAAGAUAUUGGUGAUUCUGCCCACAUCUUAAUCCACCCAGUUGUUGGUUUAACCAAGCCAGGUGAUAUUGACCAUCACACCAGAGUCAAGGUUUACCGUGAAAUCUUGAAGAAGUUUCCAGAAGGUGUUGCUACCAUGUCCUUAUUGCCAUUGGCUAUGAGAAUGGGUGGUGACAGAGAAGCUUUAUGGCAUGCAUUGAUCAGAACAAACUAUGGUGUUGACCACUUCAUUGUUGGUAGAGAUCAUGCUGGUCCAGGUAAGAAUUCUGCUGGUGUUGAUUUCUACGGUCCAUAUGAUGCUCAAGAAUUAUUGGCUAAAUAUGAUGAUGAAUUAAACAUCAAGAUUGUUCCAUUCAGAAUGGUCACUUACUUACCUGAAGAAGACAGAUAUGCUCCAAUUGACACUAUUGACACUACCAAGGUCAAGACUGCCAAUAUCUCUGGUACUGAAUUAAGAAACAGAUUGCGUACUGGUGAUGAAAUCCCAGCUUGGUUCUCAUACCCUGAAGUCGUUAAGAUUUUAAGAGCUACCAACCCACCAAGAUCAAGACAAGGUUUUGCCAUUGUUAUUGAUAACUCACAAAAAUUAGGUGAAUACUUAACUCACGCUUUACAAGCUACCUUGAACCAAUUCCCAGGCGACAGAAGAAUUACCACCAUUAACGAUUCUCAAAUUAAUGAUGUUAACAUUAUUGGCGAAUUAGUAAAGGCCGGUAGUGGUGUUAUUAUCCCAACCGGUAACGCCAAGUCUAUUGUUGAUGUUGUUGGUAAUGGUAACUCUCUUGUCGUUAACUAUGGUAACGGGGAUGCUAAACAAGGUGAAUUUAAUUUGGGACAACAAGAUUUGGUUGUUGUUAUUGAUGAAAUCGUUAAUUAUUUAAAACAACAAGGUUUCUACUAGUGAAUGUACAUAGAUUGAGCUAUCAUCAACCAACAUUUAGUUAGAUUUGUAUUAAUGUUUAAGUUAUUUUAUUAAUUAUUAUAGACUUGAUUGUU